Molecule: messenger RNA, 8102 nt
Organism: Xenopus laevis (African clawed frog)
Lineage: Eukaryota; Metazoa; Chordata; Amphibia; Anura; Pipidae
Gene: setd1a.L
Product: SET domain containing 1A L homeolog
Exons: 20
Coding region: 488-5854 (1788 amino acids)
Biological process (GO): chromatin remodeling
Cellular component (GO): Set1C/COMPASS complex; chromosome; nuclear speck
Molecular function (GO): histone H3K4 trimethyltransferase activity; histone H3K4 methyltransferase activity; RNA binding
Source: RefSeq, a predicted model, not a curated record
CUUUUUCCAAUGUGGCCCAGUGAGCCAAAAGUUUGGACACCCCUGUGCUAAUCUCACAGACAGGAUGAUGUGGAAUAUCAAUGCCGGGAGAUUGUUAAUUUUAGAUGGGGAUAGAAGAGAGAGACUGCGGGACAAGGCUGACAGACAAGCAAAGAGAGUGCAAGAAAUGGAGUUUUUGCAGACAGUACAGACCAGCAUGGAAGAGACACUGCCCAGGAAAAACCAGAGAAAGAGAAAGGAGCACUUCCAGCAGAAAUACACAGGUGUGUGACACACGCAGGAGCACGUGCUUGAGAAAUCAUUCUGAAGACAAACAAUGGCAGUGAGCAAACAGACAGUUGCAAGAAACCAACACUGCUGACACCAAACAAGCCCAGGAUCUUACUGGAGUCUGUCGGACUUUACCAUAAAUUGUAUCCGUUUUGUUUUCUUGUGAAACCAGUCUGCUUCUCAUGAACUGACAGCAGCCGGGUUGACUGAGACAUUGAUGGAUGAUCUAAGGAACUUGGUCCGGGAGCUAACGACUGACAAGCGGCCCCCUCCAUGGGACAUGAUGCCUAAAAGCAAAACAAGAGACACCGAGUGCCGGGUUGAUAACAAGAAACAAUUACAAGAAACAUGUAACGGUGUCAGAUGUCCCCAGAUGGAGCCCGAGGGCGAAAGUCACAGAGGGGCCGGCUUCCAAUGGAGGAGUUACAAACUGUUGUUGGAUCCCGUGUUACACAGUCGCAGAACAACACAGAAAGUCUAUCGCUAUGAUGGAAUCCACUUCAACAUCUCCGAUGGAGCAUUCCUUCCAUUGGGGGAUGUGCGGGACCCCAGACAACAUCGUAUGUGGAGCAAACCACGAGAGAUAUCCCUCCCUGUUCCUAAAUUUAAGUUUGACGAGUUCUACGUGGGACAAGUUCCCCAGAAAGAAAUCACUUUUGCGCAUCUCAAUGACAAUGUGCGGGAGCCUUUUCUGGCUGAUAUGUGCCGCAAGUUUGGGAAUGUGGAGGAAGUGGAGAUACUGCUGCACCCCAAAACUAGAAAACAUCUGGGACUGGCCAAGGUCCUCUUCUCCAGCUCAAAAUCAGCCAGGGAUACAGUCACGCACCUCCACAAUACGUCUGUUAUGGGCAACAUCAUCCACGCAGAGCUUGACCUCCGAGGUCAGCAAAGACAAAAAUAUUACGACCUGAUUGUGAGCGGCUCUUACAACCCCCAGACGGUUCCAACGAGUGGGAGACGGGCACAGGACAGGCUGCAGCCAGAGAUGGUGGACUCCAGGCGCAGACUUUCCAGUGACUCCUCCUCCUCCUCCUACCUCCCUAAUAACGGAACUCCUUCCUCUCAGGAUCUGGGCUCUUCCUACAGCCAGUAUACCCCAUCCUCCUCGCAAGGCACCCCCUACACUCCUCGUAGUGGCACCCCCUUCUCUCAGGACUCUGCCUAUUCCAGCAGGCAGGGGACUCCCAGUCAUUCCUCCACUCAGGAUUCUUCCGGAUAUAAAUCCAGGCGUCAGGAGAACAAUUCUGGGGACUCGUAUUCCCGUCGUUCUGGACACCACUAUUCCCCAGCUCCGUCUUCCUCUGCAUCGUCCUCGUCCCAGCACGAUAGCAGCCAGAAACGCUUUCACAGGCACCCGCAGCGCUCCUCCCCACAGUCAUCUUAUCGCUCUCGCCACCGCAAGCCACCACCACCCCCAGAAGAACCUCCUCUGAUUGGCUUUCCUGGAACCCCACCCCUACCACCACCACCACCUCCUCCUCCCCCACCUUCUGAUGACAUUCACACAGAUCGUGAUUACCGAAUAGCCCACCCGCCUCUUCCUCCUUCAAUACCUGCACCUUCAACUGCUCUUCUGGUGCCUCCACCUCCACCUACAGAAGGAUGGGAGCCACCACCUCCUCCUCUACCUCCUCUACCACCAGCCUGUUCUCCUCCUCCUUCUCCAGCUCGUUCCUGCUCUCCACUCCUUGAUGGGGUCUCAGAGAGUCUGCCAUUCACACAACACAGUAGCAGCCUGGACUCCCGAAUUGAGGCUUUGCUGAAGGAACAACGUUCAAAGUUCUCCUUCCUGUCCUCUGACACAGAGGAGGAAGAGGAGGCAACAGCAGAAGCACCUGCUCAAGAGCCAGUCGUAGUGGAAGAGGUUCCUCCCAUUGUUCAUGAUCCAUACACCCCUCCCCCACCCGCAAGUUUUGAGGACGUAUCUGCAGAGGCCAUACUAAGAAUGGCAGAGAUUGGCAGGACAGCAAAUGGCCAAGACAGGGGUAUGCUGAUGCAGGAGCCUCCCUUCCUAAGAGACCCCAGCAGUUGGUCACGUAACUCCUUCCCUCUACAGCUGCUGUCGUCUGGAGAAGAUAUGGAGAUUUCGGAUGAAGAGAUUAAUAUGGAGAUGCCCGGAGCAGCAGUACCGCCUUUUCCGCUUCUGCCACAUUUGCAUGGAGCCGCAGGCACCUUUCAGACUCCGCCCAUUCCGUCCCCUUUGCUCCCCCUGCCCCACCAUCACGCUCAGCCCCCUUCUCCCUUCCCUCUCCUGCCCAACACUGCUGCCCGGGGAAGACUGGGAGACCUCGCCGCUGGCUCAUCCACACCUUCUGCACUUGAUCCCUCACCCUCCUCUUCAUCUGCCCCCCAUAUAUAUGACUUUGUGAACUCAAUGGAGUUAGUUAACCGCCUGGGUAACCAAUGGGGCGGCACCUCUAUGUCCUUUCAGAUGCAGACACAGAUGCUCAGCCGACUGCAGCAGAACAUGCAGGGUAAAAACUUGCCCUUUGAGGACCCUUACCCCCCACCUCUCCUCCCACACCCUAUUCCUCCUCGCCUCCACCAGCCCCAUCCUCUGCCACCCCUAAUGUCCGAGCAAGUUUUUUCCCCGGCCUUCCCCCCUUACCCUGCCCAACAACCUCAGCCUCUAUUGCCUCCUCGGGAGUUCACUGCCAGAACAGCACAGGGGCCCAGCCAAGAGAUGAGGGGUCCAGGCUGGGCCCCAGGGGGAGGAGUGGACCCCCAUGCUUCAACAAUUGAAAGUGUAUUAGCAGCAUUGAUCCAGGAGAUGAAGAACACAAUGCAGAGAGACCUUAACAGGAAGAUGGUGGAAAAUGUGGCUUUCAGAGCAUUUGAUGAUUGGUGGGAGCGUAAGGAAGAAAAGGCCAAGCCUUUUCAAAAUGUGGCCAAGCCACCUCCACGGGAAGAGGAGAAGGAGAAGCCGAGGCCCAAGGAGCCGGGCCUGCUCUCAUUGGUGGACUGGGCCAAGAGCGGAGGUUCAGAAGGCUUUGGUUUUGGUACUGGGCUCAGAGAGGCUCUCAGGCUGCCAUCAUUUAAGGUGAAAAGGAAACAGCCAUCAGAAGAUGAGGACAUUGAGCAGAAGAGGCCUCGACCGUCCACUCCAGCUGAGGAAGAACAGGAUGAAAGAGACAAGGAGACCGAGACUGACUCUAGGCAAGGGGGCAAAAUCACACAGAAGGAAGACAAGCGAGUGCACAAGCGCCGGCGUCCAUUCCACUUGGACAGUGAAGGAGAGGAGGCCUCCGAGGAGUCUGCGUCAGAAAAGGAUGACGACGAUGAUGAUGAUGAUGAACUGAGUGAUAAAGGAGAGGAUUCAGAAGAAGAGAUUUCUCCUCUCACCAAGCUCUCCUCCAAGAUCAUCGACGACAGCGACAGCUCCAGCGAAUCAGACAGCUGCAGCAGCAGCUCAUCUUCAUCUUCCUCGUCUUCAUCAUCCUCCUCGGCGUCCUCCCCAGCCUCCUCUGAUGAUGAGGAGGAGGAGGAACAAGAGGAGACCCCAAAUAUUCUGGGUGUUUCUGAACCUGCCAGGCCCCCUAGCCCUGCCUCUCCUCCUCCAAAACUGGAACCCAUCGCUGUUAAAAAAGAGACGUUGGAUAUACCACCAGCUCCAGAGGUUAAAGAGGAACAAUCCACAGAAAUUCCAGAGCCUCCACCACCUCCUUCUCCUGACCCUCUGUCGAAACCCUGUGCUCCUCCAUCACCUCCACUACAGCUCCUCCCUCCCCCCAAGAAAAGGCGUAAAACCGUGUCAUUCCAGCUCCUUCCAGAAGAAGAGGCGUCAGAAAGCAAACCCCAAAACCACCAUGUUCCAGAAAAUGCUUCUCCUGAACGGCCCGUUAGCCCCCUGCCAGAGCCCAAGCUCAUGUUGCCUUUACCCACUGAGAAGACCCCUCUUCCAUCUCCUGAGGCUCCUUCUGCACAACCUUCAGAGCUUCAUACCAGCCCUAAACCUGAGCCUGAGGAGCUUCCACCUCCAGCCAAAGAACCGUCCCCUAAGAAACAGCUCCCAGAGCAGCUCACUGUACUCAACCUUCCUUGGGACCAUGCAUCAUUGGUGAAGUCCUACCCACCUCAAGUGCAUAGAGAAGACGGCAUGGAGGAAGAAGCAGAAGAAGACUUUGAAAAGGAACCUGAAGUAGAAGAGGUCAAACCAGUUCCUCUGAUUGAAGCACCAACGCAGCCGGAACCAAAAUCUCCUCUUUUAUCAGAAUCCUGUGAGUUAGAAAGGACAGAAUCCAUAGAAGAUCUACUCUUUGCUCCAGUACGACAGAUACUCCUAGAGCACAGCUAUGCAUGUAUACCCGCUGCACUCAAACAGCCUCCUAGGAAACGGCGACUUUCCCUGGAGUCGGAGAAAUCCAAUGAACUUGUACAUGUAGAUCUUGGGCAAGCAGUGCUGGAGGCCCCGGAGGAGGUUGUUUGCAUAGGAGGAGGUCUGAUACCAGGGGGAGAUGGGGAGGCAGGGCUGCUCGAUGUUGGGCAUUUGGAAAUUACAUCACCAAGGAAAAUGGAAGAGGCUCUGGUGAAACUGGUUCAUGAUGAGCCAAAGAUCAAAAGCAAAAGGACGCUGGCUAAAGAGGCGGAGCCAGGGGAGGUAACCUCUGAGGAAGAGGAGGAAGAGGAAGAAGGAACAUGGGUAAGCUCUCGCCAGUUGAGGUCCCAGAAGAACCGGAAAACUGUCCAACGACGGUUGCCUCCUCUGUAUGAGAUUCGCAGUGAGUUUGAGCAGAUGACUAUCCUGUAUGAUAUCUGGAACAUGGGACUUGACUAUGAAGAUAUGGCCUUCCUCCGUGACACCUACGAGAGACUCCUGCAGGAGGACCACAGCACGGACUGGCUCAAUGACACCCACUGGGUGCAUCACCCAAUCACCAACAUUGCCGACCCCAAGCGGAGGAAGAGCCGUCAGGACGGUCUGCGGGAGCAUCAGACGGGCUGCGCCAGGAGUGAGGGGUAUUACGCCAUUAGCAGGAAGGACAAGGACAAGUACCUGAAAGUACUUCCUGUAGCCGCCGAGGAGCAGGAGGUGGACACACAAGGCACUAACCGGGUGCUGUCGGAGCGUCGCUCGGAGCAAAGGCGCCUGCUCAGUGCUAUGGGCUCUACUGCUCUGCUGGACAGUGAUCUGCUCAAACUCAACCAGCUGAAGUUCCGAAAGAAGAAGCUGAGGUUCGGCCGCAGUCACAUUCACGAGUGGGGUCUGUUUGCUAUGGAACCCAUUGCUGCCGAUGAAAUGGUGAUCGAAUACGUGGGGCAGAACAUUCGACAGGUGGUGGCAGACAUGAGGGAGAAGAGAUAUUCUCAGCAGGGAAUCGGCAGCAGUUAUCUCUUCCGCAUGGAUCAGGACACCAUUAUAGACGCCACCAAAUGUGGGAACUUGGCCCGAUUUAUCAACCACUGCUGCUCCCCCAACUGUUACGCCAAAGUGAUCACCAUCGAGUCCCAGAAGAAAAUCGUCAUUUACUCCAAACAGCCAAUCGGCAUCAACGAGGAGAUCACGUACGACUACAAGUUCCCCCUGGAGGACAACAAGAUCCCCUGUUUGUGUGGGACAGAGAACUGCCGGCGGACAUUGAAUUAACCCUUCCCUCUCUCAAUGUGCCUGACUCCGGGGCCCUGUCCUGUGGGACUGAUGAUGAAGCCAAAAUGGCCGUGUCACCCCCAGCACAGCCUGAUUUUUAUAUAACGUGUCGCAGAGGAGAAUGGGGCAUUACUGGGGACUGUCGUUUCUUUUUGUUCCGUUUUUUUAAUCUCUCCUUUCGUUUUCUCCGGCCGAUUUAUGGCACUUUAAUAAGGUCCCAGCCCUGGGGCGCCAUUUGCUCCUGUCCCGCGGCUACAACACCGUUUUAUUUGGGCUGUUUUUAUAUCUUUUAGAUCAGCUUAUCCUUUUAUUCCUUUCUGGGAGUAUUUUUUAUUUAUACAAGUGACGUGGAAUCCGCCACUGCCUCCUAAGAGAACCAGUUCAACUCUAAAGUCGGAUUUUCCCCAGCAAGUAAACAUGGCUGCCUCUAGCCCUCCCUGCAGCUGCAUCACAUGACUCAUUAAUAUUGUGCCAUUGGCUCACACAUCUGUCAAUCCUCAUCUUGACGUGUGGGAGCCCUGGCUGAGCUGUCUCCUGAUUGGUCAGACACAGAUGCAGCACAAGCUGCUGGAAGAGUCUGCAGUGAUCAGGCUUCCAUUGCUCUGGUCUGUAUAUAAUAUAUAUAAUGAUCUCUAGGAUACACAGGGUUGCCCAGAUCACAAGACAUAAGGGGGAAGGUGUACAGAUUUGGGGUGAGGAUGAGAGCCCCUUCUUUAUGGCACAUACACACUAACAGUUGGGUCCCUCUCUGAUUCGUUUGAUUGGCUGCAUCCUUGUAUUGCCUGGGGAUGCUAAGGGAUCCCACAAUGCAGCAGGGGCAGAGUUACUCAGCAGCACUAUGGGUUGCAGCAUGUUCUCUAGUUCCACAGCCUUACUUUUUUUUUGGUUCUCAGACGUGUUUUUCCCUCAUCCGGUCUUUUAACUUGUAUUUAUUUUAUGACGUUUCUCAAGUGGGAUGUUUUUCGUUUAAAGUGUAGCCCCGUUUCAACUGCACUUAACCCUCCCUCCAACCCCAGCAGUAAACUCCCCCGAAUCUCCUGUCCGACGGGAAGCAGAGGCUGAGCCGUACAGAAUAAAGGGAAAGUCUGCGCUAUGUGAUUAUAGAGAGAGACUCUGUUUAGUAAAGUAGUGGGCCCUGCAGCUGUGGCUGGACUACAAUUCCCAGCAUGCAUUAGAGCAGAAGCUGGGGGAGCCUUGUUGUUUGGUACAGUCUGGAGGCAAAGUUUAUUGAUGGAACAUUCCGCCUGUGUGUAUUUAUGUGGGCAAAGGGAGGCCUCCCAUUGGUCAUUGCUAUUCACCUAGCAAUAAUAUGAAUAUAUAAGCAGAGGUGGGGGAGGGGGCGCAGGCUUCUUGUAUGUGUAUUUGCUCCAUGUAGAGAGCCAAUGGCACGUGGAGCAUAGAGGGUUCUGCAUGUGUCGCCUGCCUUUGAUUGGGUGCUGCUUGCAUGUCCCCUGCUCUAUGCCUGGCUGCUCGGGUUUAAUCAUGGGACCACCUCAAUUCACCCAAAGAAUUCCCCUGUUGAUGCUCCUAUAUCUGUAAGGUUAAACAUGGCUGCCGUGGUCGGAAUGUUCAAUAUAAACUGUAAGAACGUGUGUGACUGGGGUGUAAAGGUGUCGGCUGAUGGGGGGCAUGAUGCUCAGUCUGUAGGUCGGGGGGCAGGGGAAUUUAUAUUGCUACACACACACACACACACACACACAGUUUCCUUUCAUUUUCAGGGUUAGAAACGCGUCGGGUCCUCAUGAUGGAGCCCAUUGCCUAUAAAGGCUCAUGUACCUUGUGCUGCAUCUCGUUCUCUUUGGUUAGCGGCCACUGAACAAUGUGUAAGUUAUUUCUCCAUGGGCAGUUGGGGUGCAGUUAUGGGGGAGAGGGUGACAGAGGGGGGGUGCAGGUCAGGCCUGGACAUAAAGUUGUACAUUGUGUAUAGUAACUGCUUUGUUUCUUGUAGAAACAUGAGUUUAUUACGUAUAUAUCACUGUCUGUUUGUCUCUUUAUUCCACCUGCGACUCCCAGUGACCCCGGCGACUCCCAGUGACCCCGGCACCACCAUCGCUCUGGCAAAAACCUUGGGUUUGUUGUAGAUAAUAUCAGCCGAUUAGCUCAGAGCUCAAGGCCGGGCAAAGAUCUCCAGAGCUUCAUGGUCACAUACUUGUGUUAUCUGUGCACAACUGCUGAGUGUGCGUUUAAAGGGGAUACAAAGCUUUUCUCAUAUCACAGGGCCGGGUCAGCUAGAUCCAGAUCUGAAGCU